This is a messenger RNA of Didymodactylos carnosus, 429 nucleotides long. Lineage: Eukaryota; Metazoa; Rotifera; Eurotatoria; Philodinida; Philodinidae. The record is from the annotation of a GenBank genome assembly.
AUGGCUGGUAUUUCUGCUGCUCGUUUAACAGAAGAACGCAAAGCUUGGCGAAAAGAUCAUCCAUUUGGUAUUCCAGGUAAAACUGGUACAGCAUGGGAAGGUGGUUUAUUCAAAUUGCGAAUGUUAUUUAAAGACGAUUACCCGUCCACUCCUCCUAAAUGUAAAUUUGAACCACCAUUAUUUCAUCCAAAUGUUUACCCCUCUGGUACUGUUUGUCUGUCAUUAUUAGACGAAGAAAAAGGUAAUUGUUUUGGAUUACCGGCAAUAACCAUCAAACAAAUAUUAUUAGGUAUACAAGAAUUAUUAAAUGAACCAAAUUGUAAAGAUCCAGCACAGGCAGAAGCUUAUGCGAUUUAUAUGCAAGAUAAAGUCGAAUAUGAAAAACGUGUUAGAGAACAAGCAGCUAAAUUUAGAACACAAGACAUAUGA